Molecule: messenger RNA, 3071 nt
Organism: Liolophura sinensis
Lineage: Eukaryota; Metazoa; Mollusca; Polyplacophora; Chitonida; Chitonidae
Exons: 10
Coding region: 129-1424 (431 amino acids)
Molecular function (GO): D-cysteine desulfhydrase activity
Source: RefSeq, a predicted model, not a curated record
AUAGCUCCGUUGCUCCGUCUCCGCAGUUAUCCGUUUUAAUAACGUCGUAGAAAACAAGUUUUACAGAGUUCAAAUGUCAGGCGUGACAAGACAUCUGAAGUGUUGAUGGGCGUAGUUUAUACCAUUCAAUGGGCAUACGCUGGAUGUAUAUGCGCGCAUGUAAGACGCUUGGGUUGAAUGUCACGGUGAUCAAAAUUUCCCCGCUCCGCUCGCCGUUUGCAAGUGCAACUAGAGCUACUACAAACACAGACCCGAUAGUACGGAGUGGACGACUGUUUUCUUCGAGCACCAAGGAUUUUUCUGAUUUUUCAGGGAUGUCGGCCGAAAGCUGCAGAAAAGAACGCCUGAUCGUGUACAAAAUACCGGACUGGUUGGAAGGAAAACUGAAGUUUCAGCCCAAGUACAGAGUGGAGUUGGCCAACAUUCCAACCCGCAUACACAAGUGGUCUCUUCCUGGUGUCCCGGGGAGAUUUUCUGUGUCAAUCAAACGUGAUGAUGACACAGGAGGAGCUAUUUCAGGGAACAAGUCAAGAAAACUGGAGUUUCUAUUGGCUGAUGCCAUUGAUAAGGGCUGCAAACAUGUGACCACAUGUGGUGGAAUACAGUCCAAUCACUGCAGGGCUACAGCAUUAGGGGCUGUCCAGUAUGGCCUCACUCCUCACCUGUUCUUGAGAGCAGAUAUCAAGGACCCAGAGGAAGUGGGCUGUGAUGGAAAUCUGCUUCUCAACAGGAUGUGCGGAGCUAAGAUGUAUUUUACCCCCAGGUUCUCCCCAUAUGAGACUGUCUUAAGGCCUCGUAUGGAAAAACUAGCUGAGAAAAUUGAAGCAUCAACUGGUGAGAAGACAUAUCACAUUCCAGUCGGCGGAUCCAACGGCGUUGGUGUCUAUGGUUACCUAAAUGCCUUUCAGGAAAUGAUCAACCAGGGUGUUCUAGAACAAUUUGACGACAUCGUCUUCGCCUGUGGUAGUGGGGGAACAGCAGAGGGACUGGCUUUGGGAAAUUAUCUCACUGGAUCAAAAGUGAAAAUUCACGGCAUCUUGGUCAGUGAUUCCACCCAGUAUUUUGAAGACCACAUCAACGGGAAUCUGGACGAGAACGGACUGACAGGUGUCCGGUGUCGGGACAUUCUGGAUCUUGUGGAAGGAUACAAAGGGAGGGGAUAUGGUCUGUCCACACCAGAAGAACUAGAUUUCAUCACGGACAUCGGUGUGAAGACAGGUAUCAUACUAGACCCCACUUACUCCGGGAAAGCAGCUUAUGGUCUAGCACAGGAGCUGCAGAACUCACCCAACAGGUUCCAGGGCACGAGGGUGCUGUUUCUACACACAGGUGGUGUGUUCGGGUUGUAUGAUGGACGCUUAGCAGAGACGUUAAAGAAAGAAGGCGCUGCUACCAACCAAAUCACAGUUUUGUCUCAGUUGUAGGCGUGCGCUGUCAGUAAUCAGUACCUUUGGCAGCGUUGUUGAUACUUAGCUAUAUUAUUGAUACAGUGACUGAUAUUUGUACUGGUACAUAGGGCUAUAAAGCCUUAUACAAUAGCCGGUAUUGUUACUUGCAGGGAUCCCAACGCUUCUAUAUUUCCUAUAUGUAUAUGCGAUCCUAUAAAAAUCUGCAUAAAUAUUCCCUUUUUCCUCGUAAUGUAACCUCUAUGUGGUGCAAAAGAUGACUAGAUUUAAUCCUGUAUUGUAUUCUUUGUUGUUUGCCUAUAUAUUCCCCAUUGUCUAUGGCUAUCACACCAAGCAAAUUGUGUUCUUUGCUGUUUACUUUCCUUUGUCUGUCAUCCCAUUCCUAUUACAUUCUUUGUUAUUCUCCUUUUGUCUGUCACCUCGGUGUGUUGUCUAUAUUCCCCGUUGUGUAGCCCACCCUGUCAGUUACAUUAUUCCUCGUGCAUUCUACAUGUUAUAUAUUUAACAGUUCAUAAAGUCUUUCAAGCCUACGUGUCAAAAUUUGCUCUAAAAGUAUAAUAUAGAAUUGGAGACAUGCCGUGGGUAAUGAAAGGAAUACUAAUAUGAGUGAAUCAGUUGAUCGAUUUUAGUCAAUCAGUCCUCCAGUUGUCUGAUAUUCAUUGUGAUAUAUGAUUUAGCUUAUGUUGUUCAGCCAUGUGAUCAAUUUUACUCAUCCUGCUGUUACUCAUUACCGUGUGGUUUGCGAAGAUGCACGAGGUGGUUAGCACGCCAGCGCGGCGCAAUGACCCUCUCACCAAUGCGGUGGCUGUGAGGUCAAGUCCAGCUCUUGCUGGCUUCCCCUCUGGCCGUACGUGGGACGGUCUUUCAAGCAACAUGCGGAUGGUCGUGGGUUUCCCCCGGGCUCUGAUUGAGUUGUCAUGCUUUUUCUGCAUGGUGUGCAACUUGCAAAUAAUUAAAUGUACGAGAGGAGUUCCGUCGUGCUUGGAAACGGGUGUGGAUAUAUCAUGCGAAUACAUCACGUUUCAUCUAACCAGAUCCAUGUGUUUGUCACUUGCUGAGUUACGUUAGUACGUUCACGAUUGGUCGUUUAAAAUACAAAGUUUUGUAAAUUGAUUUGUGGUGUUUGCAAAUUUACAAUUUUUUAAAUGACUGACGUGGUAAUGGUUUCAAUCAAUGGUUUCAGUCUGUAAAUUUAUUUAUUUAUGUAUUUGACUGGUGCUUUACGCCGUAUUCAAGAAUAUUUCACUUUAACGACGGCGGCCAGCAUUAUGGUGGGUGGAAACCGGGCAGAGAACGGGGGAAACCAAUGACCAUCCGCAGGUUGCUGAAGACCAUCCCACGUACGGCCGAAGAGGAAGCCAGCCUGAGCUGGACUUGAACUCACAGCGACCGCAUUAGUGAGAGGCUCCUGAGUCAUUACGCCUGCGCUAGAGCGCUAGGGAACUGAGCCACGGAGUCUGUUGAUGAGAAUCGCCAGAGGCCCAUUAUAGAGGCAUGAAAAAAAAAGAAAUUCAUGGAAGUAGUUUCACCCAAGCACGACGUGUCAGUGAGCUUAACGAAAGAGACCGUGUGUUAUGGUAAAAUAUUAGCUUCCUUUCGUGAUGUUUUCGUCAUUGUUUUGUUGGGAAUUAUAUAUUAUGACUAUGCAUUGAAUAAAAAUUUUAA